AUCUGAGCCUGGGUGCCGGGCCCUGGGCAGGCGGGGCAGGGCCUGGAGCUGGUCCAGGACGGAGCUAAUGAUCAACCAGCCCUUGGGGGCGGUGCAGCAGCGUGGGGCCUGCCUCUCUCCGGAGGCACGGGUGCAGGGAGGAAGUAGGGCAGGAAGAGGGGCCGGUGGCGGCCACUGUGCAGUCAGCUGGGCUUCGGGCGGCGGAGAUGGCCUGCGGGGCGAGCCAGUGAGGAGCUGGGAGCGGCCGCCUGGUGCCGCGGUCCUGCAGAGCAAGGCGCAGAGGCCAGCCCGGCAUGCCGGGCCCUUGGCGCUGAGUCCACUGCGUCAUGGAGGGCCUGACGGGGAGGGGGCCCGUGGGGCCCCCGGGAGGCAGCGGUGGCCGCAAGGUCCAGAGAGCAGGAGCGAGUGCAUCAGCCGUCUGGGGGCGAGCAGGGCCUGAGGAGGCCAAGGCUACCGUGGGAAGCGACGCUGCCGCCCCUGGCAUUUCUCCACCGGCUGCUGGGCCCUCUCCUGGCCAGAUGGGCUCCUACCCCACAGACCUGACUUUGCAGCUGCUGGCUGUGCAGAGGAAAAGCGGAUUGCCCGACCCCAGCCUGCAGCAGGUCCUGCGGGGCCGGCUCCGUCUUCUGGAGAAUGACAGCUGGGAGGUGGCCCGUGCUCUCGGGGAGCUAUCGGCCAGGCUGCUGUCCAUCCACAGUGACCAGGAUCGGAUUGUGGUGACGUUUAAGACUUUUGAAGAAAUCUGGAAGUUUUCCACCUACCACGCUCUCGGCUUCACUCAUCACUGCCUGGAAAACCUGCUUGUGGACCAGACCUUCUGGCUGCUCGAGCCUGAUGAAGACCAGGAGACGGCCAUCCAAGUCCACGUGGAUGAGGAGGCCUUGAAGCUGACGCACGAGAGCCUCCUUUUCCAGGAAGGGCCUUUCUUUGUGCUGUGUCCUGACCACCACGUGAAAGUGAUGAAUGGCCUCCAGCCCCUCGGGCAGGCUUCGGGGUUUCCCCGGGCAGAGGCGGCGCUGCCAGUGGACUCUUUGGCCCCCAGCCACAACACAUCCUCAGAGGAGCGGACAGCCGCGGAGCCCUUGAUUCCGUUCCAUCAGUGGGCUCUUAGGGUCCCCUGGGACCCCAUCAACGACUCCAUGGGUGGACCUGUGACGCCGGACAUCCAGCCGAUGGCUGUGGGCCUGGCCUCGGCCGUGGCGGACUGCCAGGGCUCAGGGCCCGAAGAGAUGACCUUCCGAAGCGGUGACCAUAUCGAGAUCCUGGGCGCCCAGGUGCCCGGCCUGCCCUGGUGCCUGGGCCGGCACGCGGCCUCUGGCCAGGUCGCCUUUGUGCAGACGAACCUCAUCAGUGCGCAGGGCCAAGCGUCUGACUUGGAAAAUGUGAUUUUUCUCAAUGAAGAGGAAAGGUCUUUCUUCAGCAGCGAAGGACGCUUUUCUGAGGAGGAUGCCAGGCAGCUACUCAGGAGGACGUCCAGCACGGACGUCUGCACUGUGUACAGCUUGGACACAGAAGAAGCUGAGAUGCAGCAACAGGAAGAACAUGAGAUGCCCCCGCCUUGCCUGCACCCAGAGCCACGUGAGACCCUGCAGAAGGUGAAGAAUGUCCUAGAACGAUGCAAGUCCUGCCGGGGCUGCCCCAAGGAGCCAACGUCCCCGGGCGUCCACGGGGCGUCCAGUGGUGCGAGCUCACCAGACGCCAAGUCCUGGCGGGGCUGCCCCAAGGAGCCAACGUCCCCGGGCAUCCACGGGGCGUCCAGUGGUGCGAGCUCGCCAGACGCCAAGUCCUGCCGGGGCUGCCCCAAAGAGCCAACGUCCCCGGGCGUCCACGGGGCAUCCGGUGGUGCGAGCUCGCCGGACACCAAGGACCUCUCCUUCCGCCUGGACGCCGGGGAUGCCUGGGCUGACCCGGAGGCCCUGGGCUCCCUGCUGCAGUUACUGGAUAAGCCCGGCUUCGAGGCCGGCUUCCAGGGCCUGUACGACCUCUCCCCGCCCGGGCUGAGCGGCGUGUUUGGCGGCUUCACCGACGAUGAGGAGCUGGCCCGGCUUCUGGCUGAGGCCCGGGGGGUGGCCAAGAAGGCCGGGCUGCCCAUGGCCCUGGCCAGGCUCUGCUUCCUGCUGGGGCGGCUGUGCGUCCGGCGGCUGAAGCUGUCCCAGGCCCGCGUGUACUUCGAGGAAGCCCUGGGGGCGCUGGGGGGCCGCUUCGGGGACCUCGUCCUGGUGGCGGCCGUGUACACCAGCCUGGCCGCCGUCCACCUGCGGCAGAAGAACAGGGAGAAGUGCGCGCAGGUGGUGCCCAAGGCCUUGGCCCUGCUCCUGGGGAUGCCCGGCCACGUCGGCGGCUCCGAGGCCGAGUCGGGGCUCCUGCAGCUGGGCCUGCGGAGGGCUAUCGGCGCCCGCAGCCCGCAGGCCGAGGCCCGGGCCUGCUUCCUGCUGGCCGAGCACCACGCCCGCGGCAAGCGGCCCGAGGAGGCCCUGCCCUUCCUGGAGAGGCUGCUGCAGCUGCACGGGGCCUCGGGGGCUCCGGGUGCCUCGUGGCCCGUCGACUGCUACCUGCUGCUGGCGGACGUCUACAGCCGCAAGUGCCUCCCGCACCUGGCGCUGAGCUGUGUCAAGGUGGCCUCGCGGCGGGCGCGGGGCUCGCUGGACAGCGCGCUCCGGAGCGUGGCCCUGGUCCUGCGGGGCAGCCCCCAGCUCCCCCGCCUCCCCGCCCAGCUCGCCCCCUACCUCCUGCAGGCCCUGGCCUCCCCGGCCUCGGGCGCGGGGCGGGCGCUGCGCGGCCCCAUCUACGCCAGCCUGGCCCGGCUGCACAGCCAGCACGGGCGACAGGGCAGGGCCAUCGCCUUCAUGACGCGGGCUGCGGAGACGGACGCCCAGAUUGGCGGCCGCACAGUCGUGGACCGCCUGGUGGCCCUCGCCUGGUUGCACGUGCUUCACAGGCAGAUCCCGGCAGCCCUGGACAUCUUGGAGUCCGUCCUGGAGGCGGCGGUGGCCGCCCUGGACCAGGAGGGUGUGAUCGCCAACAUGGCGGCUAUCGCCCUGAAGAGGAUGGGCAGGACCCAGCAGGCGGCCGAGGGCUACUACCGCGCCCUGCGGGUCGCCAGGCGCCUGGGUCGCCAGCGGAACAAGGCGGUGGUCCUGGCCAACUUCGGGACCCUGUGUCUGCAGACCGGUGCCGGCAGGCUGGCCCAGCACUACUUCCUGGAGGCCGUGAAGCUCUUCUCGCGGCUGCCCAGCGGAGAGUGCGGCCCAGACUUCACCCAGGUGCUCCUGCGGCUGGGUCACCUGUGCACCCGCAGGGCCCUCACCCGGCAGGGCAAGUGCUACUACGAGUGGGCCUUUCUGGUCGCCGUGGAGACGGACCAUUUGGAGAGCCAGCUGCACGCCGUCCAGCGGCUGUGCCACUUCUACAGCACAGUCAUGCCCAGUGAGGCCCAGUGUGUCGUCUACCACGAGUUCCAGCUUUCGCUGGCCCGCAGGGUGGCCGACAAGGUGCUGGAGGGGCAGCUCCUGGAGGCCAUCAGCCAGCUCUACCUGUCCCUGGGCACCGAGAGGGCCUACAAAUCCGCGCUGGACUACACCAAGCGCAGUCUGGGGAUAUUCAUCGACCUGCAGAAGAAGGACAAGGAGGCGCACGCCUGGCUGCAGGCGGGGAAGAUCUACUACAUCCUCCAGCAGAACGAGCUGGUGGAUGUCUACAUCCAGGUGGCACAGAACGCGGCCCUGUACACAGGGGACCCCAAGCUGGGGCUGCAGCUCUUUGAGGCGGCUGGAGACAUCUUCUUCAACGGGACCUGGGAGCGGGAGAAAGCCGUGUCCUUCUACCGGGACCGGGCGCUGCCCCUGGCCGUGAACACGGGGAGCCAGGAGGCCGAGCUGCGUCUCUGCAACAAGCUGGCAGCGCUGCUGGCCGAGACGGAGGCGCCGCAGGAGGGCCUGGAGUUCGCCCACACGGCCCUGGCCCUCAGCGUCACCCUCGGGGACCGGCUGAACGAGCGGGUGGCCUACCAUCGGCUGGCCGCCCUGCACCAGCAGCUGGGCCACGGGGAGCUGGCCGAGCACUUCUACCUCAAGGCACUCUCGCUCUGCACCUCGCCACUGGAAUUUGACGAGGAGACCCUGUACUACGUGAAGGUGUAUCUGGUGCUCGGUGACAUCAUCUUCUACGACCUCAAGGACCCGCUCGACGCGGCCGGGUACUACCAGCUGGCACUGGCAGCGGCCGUGGACCUGGGCAACAAGAAGGCACAGAUGAAGAUCUACACGCGCCUGGCUGCCAUCUACCACAACUUCCUCCUGGACCGGGAGAAGUCCCUGUUCUUCUACCAGAAGGCUCGGACUUUUGCCACCGAGCUUAACAUCCGCCGGGGACACCUGGCCCCUGGGCGGUGCUGCGGGCGGGCGGCCUGGCUGGUCCCCGGGCCCCCGUCCUGAGCCGUGGCCUCCGUCUGUCCCAGUGUCUCAGGGGGCUCACUUCCUGGGAAAUGCGGGCACGAGGGCAGGGGUCAAAUAGCAAUAAAUGUUUUUUGCCGAAA
Molecule: messenger RNA, 4534 nt
Organism: Orcinus orca (killer whale)
Lineage: Eukaryota; Metazoa; Chordata; Mammalia; Artiodactyla; Delphinidae
Gene: SH3TC1
Product: SH3 domain and tetratricopeptide repeats 1
Exons: 18
Coding region: 327-4433 (1368 amino acids)
Molecular function (GO): protein binding
Source: RefSeq, a predicted model, not a curated record